CUCCCGCCGCGCCUGCGCCGCGCGGAGCCGCCUCAUCCGCUGCAGGCGGGCGGUGCUGGCGCGGCGCUGCGGGCUCGGGGCGGUGCUAACAGUGCGGGCGCGCUGCCGCAGGACACGGAGGUGCUUUCAUCCCUUCCCAGGAAAAUGGGGUCCAAACAGAUCGCCCAAGAAACGUUUGAUGAUGCAGUGCAGGAGAACAUCACCGAGUUUGAGAUGGAUCCAGAGGAGGCUGUGAGAGAAGCUGUGCAGCAGUUUGAGUCCCAAGGUGUGGACCUGAGCAAUAUUGUGAAAGCUGUGCGACCUCCUGCCUCUGAGAACGGGCAGAGGCAAAAGCAUCAAAUCCUGCUGACCCUGGAUGCCCUGGGGAGCACCGUGGCCGAGUCGGACGUGGCGGAGCUGCCCGAGCAGCUCUCGGCCUUCGCGGCGCAGUGCAAGGAGCAGCUGGCGUUCCGCUACCUGGCCGGCCAGAACGGGGCCUACCCCGUGGUGUUCUCUGCCUGCCAGCUGGCUUCAGGAGACAGGGAUUUACUGCUCCAAGCCUUCUCCACCCUGUCUGCCUUGCUGGAUGGGCAGCCAGACCUGCUGGACGCCGCCGGGCAGGAGCUGCUGCUGCAGACCCUGCGGGAGCAGCGGGAGGACGCGGAGAUGACGCUGGCGGGGAUCCGCUGUGUCCGGCACGCCUGCCUCAAACACGAGCAGAACAGGCAGGACUUUGUCAAGGGUGGGAUCCUCCCUCUCCUCACUGGAGCCAUUAUCCAGCACGGGAACAGCGCUGACGUGGUCAGGACGGCGGCCUCGGCCCUCAGGAUCAUGACCUUUGACGAUGACAUCCGUGUGCCCUUUGGUCACGCCCACGACCAUGCCAAGAUGAUCGUUUUGGAAAACGAUGGGUUGAGAGUCCUCAUUGAAGCUGCAAAAGCGUUCAUGGAUAACUCUGGGGUUCUCAGUGAGCUCUGUGCCACCCUCUCUCGCCUCUCAGUCAGGAAUGAAUUCUGCCAAGAAAUUGUGGACCUUGGGGGCUUAAAUUUUAUGGUGACUCUCCUGGCUGACUGUAUGGAUCACCCGGACGUGGUGAAGCAGGUGCUCAGUGCCAUCCGUGCCGUGGCCGGGAACGACGACGUCAAAGACGCCAUCGUGGAUGCCGGGGGCACCGACCUCAUCGUGCUGGCCAUCAGCCACCACCUGGGCAACCCUCAGAUCUGCGAGCAGGGCUGUGCAGCCCUGUGCAUGUUGGCCCUGCGCAAGCCUGAGAACUGCAGCGUCAUCAUGGAGGGCGGUGGGGCCUUGGCAGCCCUGCAGGCCAUGAAGGCUCACCCACAAGAGGUGGCUGUCCAGAAACAGGCCUGCAUGCUGAUCCGCAACCUGGUGUCCCGGAGCCGGGACUUUUCCCAGCCCAUCCUGGAGAUGGGAGCCGAGAACCUGAUCACGGAGGCUCGCGCGGCACACAGGGACUGCGACGACGUGGCCAGGGCUGCCCUCAGGGACCUGGGCUGCAAAGUGGAGCUGCGGGAGCUGUGGACGGGCCAGAAGGGGAGCCUGGCUCAGUGAAUCCUCAUUCCACCGAGCAGGGAAGCUCCAAGGCGUGUCUGUCCCUGAAGUCUUGUGGGAAAAGCGAAGGGCAUGGAUCGUUCGGCGCCGACGCCCAGCUGGAGUAUCCAAAGCAAAUGCCUGGCUUGGGAGGCUGCAGGGAACUUUUUUCUUGGGAGCUACGGCUGAAAUGGCUUUCUGCAUUCACAGGCUGCAAAAUCAACUCUUGUGUAGUGAUCAUUCCCUGGAUCAUCUAAUGCCUGAAGAUGAUCUGCUCCCCGCUGUCACCCCUCGUGUGCAGGACGGGGCUGUUCCCGCUGCUCUGAUCCCCGCGGUGACAGCAGGAGUGGCUCUUUCCUGCCCAGAGUUUGGCACCGUGGCUGCUGGUUCCCAUUUGUCCCUCUGCCCAUGGAGCUGGUCACGGGCUGGAUGAGGAGGAAUCCCAGCAUUUGUGAAUGUGCUCUGUUCUGUUCCCUUGUUCUUUUACUGCUGACCCUACUCUGUGUUGCUGCUUUGUUUGGGAUUUUUUCCGCCAGCGUAACGUUUUAAACAAAAAAAUGCAAAGUAAGGAUUUGGGAUAAUACGGCCCAAAGGAACCAUUGGCAUCCAGGAGGAAAGUUCAUGUUCUCCCUCAGUGAGAGGAGCAGGGCAGGGACUGGGAGUGGGGGUGGGAAUUCUAAAGUGGGGCCAAGCUGGCAGUGGUUCCACGCAGCGGGAAGCACUGGGAAGCCCAGGCUUUGUCACCGCUUAGCACUUCCCUGGAUCCAGGAAUGCUUUAUUUGUAGUGAAGAGGCCAAGAACCUCAUGGACUGAGGCAAAACUGUGGACUUGUGGGCAAAGCAGGCCCCGGAAGGGCUCUGAAGUCUCAGCUGAAGGUUUUUGCUGGGCCGUGUUACCAGCCCUGCUCUGGUGCUGAGCCUUCCUCCUGCGCUGCUGCCGCCGCCGCUGUUUUUUGUGAGUGGAUGUUUUUAAUGUGAUAUUCUCUGUAGAAAUGGUGACCUUAUAAAACAUACAAACGUUC
Messenger RNA from Corvus hawaiiensis (hawaiian crow), 2548 nucleotides. It is a transcript of the gene ARMC6, whose product is annotated as armadillo repeat containing 6. The coding region runs from base 145 to 1548 and encodes 467 amino acids. Gene Ontology annotation, biological process: hematopoietic progenitor cell differentiation. Gene Ontology annotation, molecular function: protein binding. The record is from RefSeq and is a predicted model, not a curated record. The transcript is spliced from 8 exons. NCBI's taxonomy places the organism in Eukaryota, Metazoa, Chordata, Aves, Passeriformes, Corvidae.